AUGUUAUCACAUUUGCAUAAUUCAAUAAGCGUUUCUUCUUUUUUUAAAAGUGACAUAAAAGAUGAAGAUGUUGAUGAUAAAAUAGAACAAACUAAAUGUGCAGCACAGUAUAACGUUUUAUUAGAAUGUCUAGAUAAAAAUGAUAGGAACUGGGUUAAGUGUCAGGAACCGUUAAAAAUAUUUAAAAACUGCUACAACGAAAAUAAUAAAAAUAAUAAUAAUAAUAAAAAUUAA
Molecule: messenger RNA, 234 nt
Organism: Plasmodium falciparum 3D7
Lineage: Eukaryota; Apicomplexa; Aconoidasida; Haemosporida; Plasmodiidae
Source: RefSeq, a predicted model, not a curated record